CUGCUGGCUCGCUGCCCUCGAUCUGCACCAACAUGAGUCCCAAAAAUGUUGUUUUCAAGAAGACUAGCAAGGACAAGUCGGUUGGAGUCUACAUGGGGAAAAGAGACUUUGUGGACCACGUUGACUUUGUGGACCCAGUUGAUGGCGUCAUCAUGGUUGACCAUGAGGCUCUGCAGGGGAGGAAAGUGUUCGUCACCCUGUCUUGCACCUUUCGCUACGGCCGAGACGACAUGGACGUGAUGGGAAUGGCGUUCCGCAGGGAGCUGUACCUGUCAACCCGCCAGGUGUACCCGCCUCUGCAGGACCGCGAGAAGGGAGUCCACACCAGGACACAGGCCAAACUGCUGCGCAAGCUGGGAGACGACGCCUACCCGUUCUUCUUUGAGUUUCCUGACAACCUGCCGUGCUCGGUGGCCCUUCAGCCAGCGCCCAAUGAUGUCGGCAAGCAAUGUGCUGUGGAGUUUGAAAUCAAAGCAUUCAGCGCUGAGAGCCAGGACGCUAAAAUACGCAAACGGAGCACCGUGAAGCUGAUGCUCAGGAAGGUCCAGUACGCUCCAGAGGGAGAGGGAGUGGCACCCUCAGUUGAAACCACCAGGGACUUUGUCAUGUCGGAAAAACCACUUCAUGUCAAGGCCAGUCUGGACAAAGAGAUAUACUACCAUGGUGAGACCAUCAAAGUGCACGUCAGCAUCACAAACAACUCCAACAAAACCAUCAAGAACAUCAUCGUCUCUGUGGAUCAGGUCUCCAACGUGGUGUUGUACUCCAACGACAGCUACGUCAAAUGCGUGGCCAUCGAGGAACCGGGGGAUUCGGUUUCUCCUGGGGCGACCCUGCAGAAAGUCUACAAGCUGCUGCCUGUGCUGGCCAACAACCGGGAGAGGCGGGGCAUCGCUCUGGACGGCAAGCUGAAGCACGAAGACACCAACCUGGCAUCAUCAAGCAUUAUCAAAGAAGGUGUGCUGAAGGAAGUUUUGGGAAUCAUGGUUUCAUACAGAAUCAUGGUGAAGCUCAUCGUAGGAGGGAUGAUGGGAUCAAGUGAGGUCGGCCUGGAAGUUCCCUUCAAACUGAUGCAUCCUAAACCUGAUGCAGUGAAGGAGAGUGAGGUGGAGGAGGAGAUGCAGUUCCAGGAGUUUAAGCGCUCCUACCUGAAGGGGAUGAUCGAUGACGAUGAUGAAGAGGGAAACGUCUCUGGCGGUGACGACAAUGCGCCAAAAGAGAAAUAGAGGACAGAGUCAACAGGACAGCGGCUGUAGCAAAGAGAAUUUGUGCUAGAAAAAAGUAGAGACUUGAAAGAAGGACCAUACCUGUGAUUUUUAAUGUUUUGGGUGUGCUUCACAAAGCAGAGGCAGAAAGGCUCCAAAACAAAAUGCUGAAACAGCCCUCAUAAACCAUCAUCUUAUCUUUCUGCUAGUCUUUUAAGACGGUUGCUUAGUUACACAUCCAGCAGACACAGCAGUUGUGUGUGUGAAUCUCAUAUUAACUCUGCUUUUACUUCUGGUGUGGUCUUCGCCAAUUCUCGAGGAAAAAAUGUCUCUUUAGCUGCUAGCUGUUCCACUUUCAUCACUGGAUACAGUCCUUAACUUUGCUGGAAACGUCUUUCUACAGUUUUAUACAUGGAUACAGCUGCAGGACCACGUAGAGCUGCAGAGUUGGUGUUUAUUCUCUGUGGGUUCUGAACUACGAGACACUUGAACAUUCAUUUCUAUCCUCGUGAGCAUCUGUUUGCAGCCCAAAAUUUAGGAUGACGAGUUAUAUUUUACUUUAUGAAUGUGUAUACAAGGACUGUGCAGCCCUGUUAACACGCAGACUGCAGUUUGUGAAAAUGAGUGUUAAAUAAAAUGAUUUGGAGAUUAUUAAUGUUUGCUAGCUAACAUGCAAAACCACUGAUAUGGUCCUUCAGUAGAGUAAGUGAUGAAUCCUUGUAACGUAAUUUGUGCUUUUCAAUUAAAGCAGGUAACUUCUGACUGAACUUAUCUGAAGUAAUAAUGUUCAUUUUUUACAAUCAGAGAAGAAGUGCAAAGUUUAAUUAUAUUUGAAUAUUGUCAACUACUAUACAACUAAUAUAUGAAUUUGUUUUGUUUGCUGUAAAUGUUAUAUCACAACUCAGACGGCUGAGUUUCCUGCUGGCCCUGCGCCGGAGGAAAUGAUCAGACUGAUGCGAUCCAUCGGUUGUGUUGCUGUAAGACUGCUGCUGAUGAGUUCAGAUUUACUGUAGCAACGUUCAUGUAAAAGGCUAAAUCUUGUUUGGCAUUUAAAGGUGAUGUGAUGCUCAGUGCAGUUUGCUCUCUGUGACAAUAAAAGCUGAUUGAUCUAUUCGUG
Messenger RNA from Micropterus salmoides (largemouth bass), 2322 nucleotides. RefSeq names its product S-antigen; retina and pineal gland (arrestin) a (gene saga). Gene Ontology annotation, cellular component: photoreceptor outer segment; photoreceptor inner segment. The coding region runs from base 33 to 1226 and encodes 397 amino acids. The record is from RefSeq and is a predicted model, not a curated record. Lineage: Eukaryota; Metazoa; Chordata; Actinopteri; Centrarchiformes; Centrarchidae. The transcript is spliced from 15 exons. Gene Ontology annotation, biological process: signal transduction; G protein-coupled receptor internalization. Gene Ontology annotation, molecular function: G protein-coupled receptor binding.